UUACGACACUCAGUGAACAGUCUGUGUUUCUGCAUGCACUAUCGGUGUACCGGUCCGCUGCGAGGGAUUGUGCGCUCCUUUGCCUUCCAUAUUUACCACCCCUGCUUGCCUACCAACACUAACCUUCGGCACCCUCAUCCAGACGGCUGAAAGAAAUCAACUGGAGAACGAGGAGAACCCGCAAGCCGCUGGGGAUGCAAGAGGCUGAUAUUACUUUUUUUUCCCCCACCCAGAUGAGCUAAUGACAUGGAAUAUUGUCACAUAAGACAGCAGUGAACUGGGUUCACCUUCUUAUUUAUUUAUUUUUCUCCCGCCAGCAUCCAUCACUGAAAGCAUGAUUAACCGCUUGGAUGGAUUUAAACCUUACAAGUUAAUGACUGCUACCAGAGAUGGGCGAUAAAAUAUAUCCUCUCAGACCUGCUGAAACUUAAGCAAGUAAAGGAGAAGAAAGCAAACAUAUUUUUUAAAUGUACUCUUCUCCUCAUGAUCAUUGCAGCAAAGGACUGCGGAGGAGCUGAGUGGACCGAGCUCAUGCAUGCAGACUGAGGAACUUGCGCUUUCUACCAUCUCUUCACUUGGAUUCCUUCUCUUUCUGUCUCUUUCACUUGAGGAGAACUAAGACAUUGUAAGCCUGCCAAGGAUCUGGUGUCCACUGAAAGGAGAGAGGGGAGGGAGUGAUGGUGAAUUUGUACCACAGUGGGGUCCUUUUUAGAUCCGCACAUAAUUAGUGUCGGGGUACAAAGCGAGACGCUGAAUGGAGAUUGUCAGCUUUUGGAUAGGGGUGAGUAGGAAUCUUUUCAGAUAAAAUUGAUCCAUGAGGACAGUUUUUUUAUCCUUCCUCUCCACCCACCGUUUGAUCUAAAUCAUUAGCCGAGAUACUUUUUUUUUUUUUGUAUUUUGGACAAGGAUUUUCUUAGCUGACCUAAUGAGAACAGAACUGAUUUUGUAUUAAGAUAAAAUAAAAACAAAGGGGAACAAAACAAAAAACAAACAAACAAAAAAAACAUAUAAUGUGCUGCAUAUGAUUUGAUAGGUGGACAGACAAUAUCCAGAGUGAAUGGACAUUAGCUUGGUAAAAUCCCUGGAUAUUAAUGCUGAUGGAUUUCCUUUUAAUUGGACUGUAUUUAAAGUGGCCAGUGAAGAAGCCCCCUGGGUUGUUACUGUGUUCAUUGGUCAUUUUUUUAAGACUGUUUCCCAUGGUGGAGGGGGUUUGUCCGAAACUGUGCCGCUGCGACAGCAAGCUGCUGUACUGCGAAGGGUUGAAUCUCACAGACAUUCCCCAAAAUUUGAGCAGCGCCUUGGGCUUGUCAAUGCGAGAGAACAACUUGACUGAACUACGUGAAGGCCAACUGGUCGGGUUGUCACAGCUCACCUGGCUCUACCUUGAUCACAACAACAUUGACAUUGUGGAGGAGGCUGCCUUUGACAAGCUAAGGCGGGUAAAGGAAUUGGACCUGAGCAGCAACCGAAUUGAGAGUCUGCCAAAUGGUACCUUUAGGCCCCUCCCAAACUUGCGCAUCCUGGAUGUCUCAUACAACAGGCUGCAGGCCCUUGAGCCUGACUUGUUUCAUGGCCUUCGAAAGCUUACUAAUCUGCAUUUGCGCUACAACGCUCUCAAAUUUGUGCCAGUACGGAUUUUUCAAGACUGCCGGAGCAUGCAGUUUCUCGACUUGGGAUACAACCAACUGCAAAGUCUGGCAAGGAACUCCUUCGCGGGACUCUUCAAGCUGACAGAGUUGCAUCUUGAGCACAAUGAGCUAGUUAAAGUCAACCUCGCCCAUUUCCCUCGACUAAUCUCUUUACGCACCCUGUAUAUGCACAACAAUCGAGCAACUAUUGUUGUCAAUACCCUGGAAUGGACAUGGCAUUUCUUGGAAAAGAUUGACUUAUCUGCCAAUGAAAUUGAAUACAUCGAGCCACAUGUUUUUGAGGGUGCACCCAACCUCAAGGUGUUGAUGCUAGACUCCAAUCGCUUGACCUCUAUGGACCAACGCAUCCUGGAUUCAUGGUCCUCCCUAAACAGCAUUACCCUGGGAGGGAACGACUGGGAAUGCAGUCGCAACGUUUGUGCCUUGGCCUCUUGGUUGAGUGCCUUUAAAGGGCAACGUGACAAUUCACUACUGUGUUCAAGCCCAGACACUGCACAAGGUGAGGAUGUCUUGGAUGCUGUCUACGCUUUUCAGCUCUGUGACGAUCCCACACUGGAAGUUACCUCAGCAGGUCUGUAUGCCUCUACAAGGGACCUGGUCCAAGGUGGCUCUGUGUUCCUAGGCCCUUUUACCCCCAACCCGUAUGACGGUGAGGGCGGUGAAGUGGUCACCAGUUCUUUCACUGUCACAGUGGGACACGACGACCUGGAGAGCACCAUGCAGAUCCACAAGGUUGUGACUGGCACAAUGGCACUCAUUUUUUCCUUCCUCAUCAUUGUGCUUAUGUUGUAUGUGUCAUGGAAGUGCUUUCCAGCCGGAAUAAGACAAAUGAGGCAGUGUUUCAGCAGUCAGCGUCGUAAACAGAAGCAGAAGCAAAGCAUGCAGCAGAUGGCUACAAUUUCUACACCGGAGUACUAUGUUGACUAUAAGCCUAACCAUAUUGAGGGAGCCCUGGUAAUCAUCAAUGAAUAUGGCUCGUGUACUUGCCAACAGCAACCUUCUCGGGAAUGCGAGGUGUGACCUGAGGCUGAUAGCACGUUGUCACCCUUGAUUAAUUGACUACGAGAAAAGUAUUAGUAUUCUUUUUGUUACACUGGAACAAAGGAUUACAUGUAAAUUAUGGCCACACUUUAAACAGCUUCUCACUGUGAUAUGGAAUGAAUUUGCUUUAUGCAGCUGAUCAUUUUGCUGUGGAUUUCCUGCCGUUUCUUUACUGAUUUGAGCCAAAAUGGGCGCCUGACUUUUGGAACUGUUGAUGCAAUAGCAACACUGAGAGGAAUUCAUCUGAAGCUGCACACAUUUAUUUUUUUUCCCCCUGACUAAUGGAUAUUUUAGCUUUAAUGUGUCUUUCUACUACAGGAUGUGUAUUUAAACUGUGGACACACACGCAUACACACAUAAAAAUACAAAAUAAAAACAUUUGUAUAAUGGAAAACACUAUGUCACAAAGAUCUAACGUGUAUAAAACAUAUUUAAGUUGGAAUAAAAUUGUAAAGAUACAACUGUAAAAACAAAAAGAAGUGCAACUGUGGAUACAUCUGAUCAAGAUAUUUCUUUUGUAAACUUAAAAAAAAAAAUGUUUAAAUAAAUAAAUGGCUAUUCACAGAGAAUUUAUUUGUAUGUGAGACACUUAUCAGAAAGUAUUGAUGACAGCAUUGCUUGGUGUGCAAUAUCUCUGCAAUCCUCUGACCAAAAACAUAACAACAAAACUAGCUAUCAAACUAGAUGUGAAAGGGGCUGAGUGACGAGUGAAUCUAAUAUGUAAUAUCCAUGGUCUACUUUUUACCCACUCUAUUUUGCUCACGUGUGUUGCUUUAUGAUACACUGUGUCAGUUAAAUUGCAGUGUAGUUUGACCCUCUUUUGCUUCGAUAUAGCUUGAUCAAGUGAUUAUUUCGAUCAGUCGGCACACUUUUGUAUUAUAACGUGUACCAUCAAAGUAAAGAAAGAAAAACAUCAAAUGUAUUAAAUCUACGCCACUCGUUGCUUUCUCUUUUUUGGCUUUACCGGUGGCUUCACUAAAUCAAGCACAUGUGCCAUAUUCCAUCUAAGGCAGAUCUACUUAUAAUUUAAAUGCAGAUUUAAAUCACUAAAAUAGAGUAAUCCACCAGCUUCAAGGGAGAUUUGAACAUACAAUAUUAUGUGUUUUCAUGUUAUGUAAACUGUUUGUUGUACACAUCUUCAUGUGUAUAUAAAUAUAUAGAUAUACAUAUAUUGUAUACUGUAUAUAUACUUUUUUUGGUGUUGUGUACAGAUGUUUCAUUUCCUCUGUUGUUUGACAUGAGCUGCUGUAUUUUGUGAUAGUAGGUGGGGACUGUAAAAUGGAGAUGGAUGGUCUCAACAACUGCAGAAAGAGGGAACAGACUGCUCUCUAGUGUGCAUAUACUUACAGAGUGUGGAUGCCUUUUGCCUAUUGUACACUAGAGUCAAAUUCAACUCACACAGCAGGAGAAGGAUAUAAUGACUUUGCAAUGGAUUUUGUGGGUGUGUAUGGGGGGAGUGUCACAGCAUCAUUUGGUGUUAUUUUGAUAUAAAUUAAAAUUAUGUUUCCAAAGUGUCAUUCAGCAGGAAUAAAAAAAAAAAAAAAAGAAAAAAAACAGGACAAAACAAACGUGUUCUGUCAAGACAAUCUUUCUAAUAAAGGACAAAGGCCAUGCAUGAGUUUUGGACUAAAUAAGGCCAAUGGGAACACAGAGGUUCGCAUGCUACAUGCUCAGAAUUUUUACAGCAUUUCAUUGAAUUUGAGCAAUCACUUUACUUUUACUGAGAUCAUUACCAAUGACUGGAUUGGUUAUAAAACCAAUGUAAUUUACGGUAGAAGGCCGUGGUUUUGUAUGCAAGGAUGAAACAAAAAUGAUACAUAUUGGAUAAAAUAUAGUAUGUUUGGUAAUUACCAUUUUUCAGACUACAAGUCGCACCUGAAUAUAAGUCGCACACGCCCUAAAAUGGCCAACAAAGAGAAAAAAAAGGAAAACAUAAUAAGUCGCACCGGAGUAUAAGUUGCGUUUUUGGGGGAAAUUUACUUGAUAAAAUCCAACACAUACAACAGAUAUGUCAUCUUGAAAGGCAAUUUAAUAUAAAAAUAGAGAACAACAUGCUGAAUAAGUGUACAGUGUACAGUGUAUGAACAACGAAAUGCGAAUAUACUGUUCUCACCAGGACACUACGGCUCGGUCCUGGCUAUACAGCGAGCUAAACUCCCAAAUGACUAUGCUGGACGUCCGUAUAAUUUGCUGAAUCUAUUUUGUCCUUGAUACCAAACAGUUUCGCAUCAACGUAAAUAAAUGAUCAUUAGUAGAGGCACGUGAAAUUUCCAAUUCUUAAAUUAUUCGCGAUUCGGCCAUGGAAGAUUCGGGAAACGAUUCACAAACAUCCAAAUUCCGAUUAUUGAAUUAUACCAGGUAAAGCAGAACUAAAACACUGUUAGUGCGGUCUUCGGGACGCAAUGAAGAACGGACCGAGAGUAAAUAUUAUGUACAACUCAUGCCGCUAGAUAAAAAAAACAAUAAUACCUGAGUGCGGCCGACAGCUGCUUCAAACAAUGCCCAGUUGCUAGUUGCUACAAAAAUACGGACACAUACGGCUAUAAUAGAUAUCACAUAUAUGUAGAACUAGAUGGAAAUUGACAGACGACACCAGCGUAAAAAAAUUUAAAGAGAAGUAGAUGUGAAAUAACAGACUUGCAGUUUAGUAGUUGCCGCGUUGUAAACAUCUUAAAGCAGUAGACUUCUCUUGAAGGCUGUGUUGUAGCGAACCUAAAUAACGUUUUAUCUAAAAUACACCUAAAUCGGCAAAAUCUUGACUUGAAUCGAUCUUUAAAUGAAGAAACAGUUUUAAAACUUUGACAUGUCGAAAGUAGGCAGAAGGGAAAUUAUGGAAUAACGAUAUAAAUUAUAACAAUUUUAACGGUUCAUUCACAUCAAUAAAUUAAUUGAAUGUAGUUUAAAGCUGCUGAUUCAGAAUGGGGACUUUAUGGGGACAUUAUUUAAUUUACUGAUUUUACCUGUUAACCGAUUUCUACUGAUUUUAGCAAUUAACUUGAUAAUAAAAUAUUAGUUUGGUUUAACCUGAGAGUAUUUUUGAACAACUUUGGAACUGAUUGGGGGGGGGGGGGGGGGGGUAAAUAAUUGAUGAAUCGUUAGGUGCCCAAAGAUUCCCACCUCUAAUAGUUAGGUGCUAUUACAGCAAUGACACAAACGGUUAGCACAUCGUUCAAACAACCAUGCAACUGGCUCUAAGUGUCCGAUCGCGGUUGGAAAACACACAACAACAACAACAACAAAAAAGAUGAUACACACAGGCCUUGCCUCUGUAGAGAUAUUUUACAAGCAUAAACAAUGAACGUAGGUUCGCAGCCUUGUUUCUCUCUCGCUAACUCACCCACUCACUCAGAGCUGCGUAGCUGUCAGUCUUCUUCACAUACACAAGUGCGAGUGUGCCCCCACGUGGGCGUGAAAGCACCACAAACUCAAAGCAUGCAUUUCAAUAUAAAAAAAGUCAAUAAUACAAUUGAACACACAUUGCCAUAGGCAGGACGCGAACGUGGCCAUAGCUAUUAAGAGUUAUUGAGAUAGCUAUAGCAUAAAGAACAUGCUAACAAUUUUACCAAACCAUCAGUGUCACUCCAAAACACCAAAAUAACAUGUGAAAUGAUAUCAUAAUGUGUUAAUAAUUUCACACGUAAGUCGCUCCUGAGUAUAAGUCGCACCCCCAGCCAAACUAUGAAAAAAAAAAAAAAAAAACUUAUAGUCCGAAAAAUACGGUAUUACUUUUAAGUGGAGGGAAAUUAUUCUUUACAUCCUUCAAUAACAUUCUCAAAAUUAAGAUCUAUAAAAAGAAAGAACAUAUUUUAAGGAGUCCAACCAUGUCAAUUGGGUAAACAAUGAUUUGUACGAAAAACUGAAGGAAAAACUGUCUUAUGCAUAGUCAAAUCUACAACACCAUAACCCUUCUAAUGUUAAGGGAGUGAACUAUUCAACUUUGAGGUCAUUUUCCAGUGAACAUGUUUCAGAGAAGGAUAAUGGUUAUUAGUUGUCAUGUGAGAUUCAUGAUCCAGUUCAUAUUUGAUCAAUUUGAGGAAUUGGCUGUUAAUCAUAAGUUGAUACCCAGCAAGUGCGAACGGCUGCAUUUACAAUGGGAUUUAAGAAUGGGGAUAUAUAUCCAAAUUAUUCUCUCAUCAUCAUAUAUGUCAAGUAAUUUUGUCCUUACUUGUCCUUCAAGGUAUGUCACAGUCUGUUUGACAUGCAGUUGAUGAAUUUCAAGAGUGCAAAGUUUCAUUUGUAUGAAUAUUGGAUGGGAUCUGGCAUUGAGGGUAAUGUUGGCACCAUCAUUGCUUUCAGUUAAUUUUUUUUUUUUUUUAAAUAAGGGGUGGGAGCAAAAAGGUUAUGGAGAACAACUGAAUAUUUUAAGAGCUUGAAGUCAUAAGGACUGACAUUAAACUACUUUCAACUUGUAACCCUUGCUGUUCACCUUUACUUUCUCUUUCCCUUGUACCCGGCCGUUCACUGUUACUUUCAGACAAUAACAACUAUAAAUAUAGGGGGGGAAACACAACAGUCGGUAUAACCGACAACAGAUCAUAUCUCUGCUUGUCGAACGCUAGGGGUAAUAAUUCCCAGAGGGGAAAAUAUCUGUUGGCUGACAAGAUAAAUGAUGUUCAAUGAAAAUCAAUUGAGUUGAAUGGUGAACAAAAUACCUAGCAUGAUAAAUUACACCUCAGUAUUAUAUUUUUGAUAAAUAAUUGUAAUAAGAUCGAUUGCAUUUUAUUGUUUGACUAUUAACCCAAAAAGAAUAGUGCAGCCAAUUGACUCUGAGAGUGGAAGAGUGAUUGGGCUUGUGACUAUUUAACUUAGUUUAAGGAAAGGGUUGGCUCAAGGCCCAACAACUACGGUUUUAGCAAUAUUGUCUUGUCUGCAAAAGUACUCUUUCUAAUGCUCAGGCUCCAAAUGUCAAGUCCUUCCAGCUGAACAAUUGUCACCCUGCAACAACAUGGUAUUCUGAUGACUGUCUGACACAUGUCAUAUUUUACUUCUUAUUGAGCAUUAUGUGUUAUGAGCCCAGCUGCUUGCCAGCUGCAUGACAUACAAUAUGUGCUCAUUCGUAGUGUUACGUGUGCAUAACUGAGCACAUGUACAUGUAAUCAGCACAACAGACCCAGAAAUACUGUGAUGUAGGUCAAUAACGGGGCAUAUAAUGAGAGAAACAAUUGUAGGUUUACAAUGGGAUGCAACUACUGAUCCAAACAAUAAAGGUCACAGUAAUCCAGACCUGAAACGUGGUGAAACGAACAAAGACGAAGAUUCUGUUGAGUGUGAACGUAAUUUAAAAGGUCAAACAUUACAUGUCAAAGACCCUAAACAAUGCAAUUAGUCUGUCUAAGCAUGUAAUCCGAUCUUUGAGUUAGUUCAAGUACUACCAGUUUAAUAUGUUGGCAUAUGUAAUGUCUCAAACUGGUUGGAAAAAUGGACACAAUAGCUGCAAAUUAAUAAAAAAAUAGAUGCUAACGCUGAAGCUGUACUCUUGGCCCUAGCCAGUGCUCCAACCAUCCUCCAAACAGACUUGGCAUAUCAUAUUUUGACAGCUCGAUCUGCCGACCAAUUGUGAGUGUUUAACGAGCUGGAAGGGGUAACAGCUUUGUACCUCAGCGUGGGCGUUUAUGACAAAACGUCACUCUGCAGACAACCCAAUAAGAAACCGCUUGCAACAAACACCUUGACACAAAAACGAAAUCCUUGAAAAAACAAAUUAACCUAGCUUCCUGUGAGGGGUAUUGAUUGAGCAACAUUCUGCCGUGUCAUUGGGGCGAGGCCUGUGCUGCAUAAUAAACAUUUAACACCCCCUCAUAACUAGAUGCAGAGCUAAAUCACGGGUGGCAUGUACUGCAGUAGUCUGCAAGGAGAUGGUGAUGACGAAUGGCAAUGUGUGGGUGGCUUUGCACUGCUUCUUUUAUAACAGGUGGGUUAUAAUCAGGAUCAGCACGCUAAUAAUGAAUGGCACUGUGAACCCAAAACCAUGUCAGACCAUUUCUCUUAUUGUGCACUCCUGUGUAAAUGUCAUCUUCCUUUCACUACGAUAUUACUAGAUGAAAAAUCAAGGAAAGCCUUUUGUUUACAUACCCCACUAAUGCAUGCUGUGAAUAAAUUAAACGAAAUGAGCAUACGAAACAUACACUUUAAGCUUGCAGAAAUUGUCUUGUUUUGAAUAAUAACUAGAUUUGCAUUUACUGCAGUUCUCGUACAACAAUCCCUCCCCUCCUAUAAAAGGAGGAAACUGUCAGAAUAGUAACUUUAUUAAAAGAGACAAAGGUCCAAUAGGGGACUUUAAUUACAUUCAUUACUUGGGCUAAUUUUGCGGGCGGUCUAUAGCGAAUGCCUCAUUUACAUGCAGUAUGGGUGCCUCUGAAUAAAUAAUAAUCACGGAGGAGUCAUUAUUCUUACCUACAUAUGGCACAGUAGGUAGACCUGUGGCUGCUGCUGUGGAGGGUGAAAGUGCUAAGAGAAUGAGGGCAAGGUUGGAGGCUGAAUAUUCAUUACAAAGAGCCAGAUGAAGAUAAAGGUACUGCGAAUUAAUGGUCAUCAUUAUUGUUCAUCAGUAUGGUCAUUAUUAUACAUUAGGAGUUUUGUUUUGAAUUUACUAAGGCUAUGUCGAUUUUUACUAAUGCUUUGCCUCACACUUAAAAUUAAACAUCAGGGUCAGACUGUGCGAUAAUACGUGGCAACAGCUGGGUCUACAUCUGGGACUCUAUGUAACCAGUCUAAUAGCACAUGUGGGUCAGUCCCUAAUAUUCAGGGUAUUACGGUGGCUGAACUAAAAAGCUUUACCAAGGACUGAACUGAGGUUUUUAGUUUUAUCCAUUAUAAUCCAUACAUACUAAUAUAACUUUUGAUUUGAUUUACUUAUUUAUUUGAUCUAUUUAAUGGUCUUGUUAACCACAAAAUAGUUAAUGCAUUAGCAAGAUUUUAAGGGAAAAUGUAUACAUUAUUUUAUACAAUUUAUACAUAAGUCUGAAGUAACAACAGCUCUGAAACUGUUCAGUCAAAAUUUAAAUGAAUAAAUAAAAUAAACCAUUUUAUGUUAUUGGCAAUAAAAACUACAACUGCAAAUGUUGCCGGAAUAUAUACAGUGGUACCUCGACAAUAUUAGGAGUGGGGACAUCAAAGCUCACAAUAAUGAUGAUCUGACAAUAUGGUGAUAGAACAAUUAUCGUUACAUUGGUCAGGAAAUCAUUCUAGAAUAUACUACAAAAAACUGUAUUUUUCAGACUAUAAGUCACAGUUUUUUUUCAUAGUUUGGCUGGGGGUGCGACUUAUACUCAGGAGUGACUUACAGUAUGUGUGAAAUUACUAACACAUUAUGAUAUCAUUUCACAUGUUAUUUUGGUGUUUUGGAGUCACACUGAGUGUUUGGUAAACUUGUUAGCAUGUUCUUUAUACUAUAGAUAUCUGAAUAACUCUUAAUAGCUAUGGCCACGUCCGCGUUCUGCCUUUGGCAAUGUGUGUUCAAUAGAAGUGAGCGAAAUUUCCGAUUCUUAAGAUUAUUCGCGAUUCGGUCGUGCAAGAUUCGAGAACAAUUCACAAACAUCCAAAUUCAGAUUAUUGAAAUAUGUCAAGUAAAGCGGAACUAAAACACAGUCAGCGCGAUCUUUGGGACACAAUGAGGAACGGACCACAUUGCGUGCCCAGAGUGAACAUCAUGUUUGUCAUUACCCGGCUAAUGACAAUGCUCAACUCACGGCUCUGGCUCAACUCAUGCCGCUAGAAAAAAAAAAAAAAAAACAAUAAUACCUGACUGCUGCCGACAGCCGCUACAAACUACGUCCAUAUCAUGUUACGGUAGGUAAUAGAUAUCAUGUAUAUAGAACUAGAUACAUGAUGACAGACUCAAUGGCGUUAGCAGCACAUGUAUUGAAAACUAGAUGCAAAAUGACAGACUUGCCGGCUUUGGUAAACAGCCGCCAUCUUAUGUUGUAGCAAAUUUAAUUAACUUUUUAUCUAAAAUACUCCUAAAUCGGCAAAAUCCUAAGUUGAAACUAUCUUUAAAACGAUUUUAAAACUUUCACAUGUCUAAAGUUUCACAUGUCUAAAUUUUUUAACGGUUGAUUCACAACAUUAAAUUAAUUAAAAAAUAGUUUAAAGCUGCUGAUACAGAAUGGGGACUUGAAUAUUUUAUUUACUGUUUUGAACUGUUAACUUGAUACUAACAUAGUCGCUCAUUUAAGCCUGAGAGGCUUUUUGUACAAUUUUUGUAACUAAUGUACGAAACAUUUAAAGCAGCUAAUAACUUGGGGGGUUUGUGGGUGUCAUCAAUAAUCAAUUUAUAAUCGAAUCGUUGCCUCUGAAUCAUAAUCGUUAGGUGCCCAAAGAUUCCCACCUCUAGUGUUCAAUUGUAUUAUAUUGAAAUGCAUGCUUUUAGUACGUGGGCGCUUUCACGCCCCCACGUGGGGGCGCACUCACGCUUGUUUACGUGAAGACAAGCGCUCACACGCCAGAAGACGACUGACAGCUACGUAACUCUGAAUGAGAGGGCGAAUUAGCGAGAGAGAAACACGGCUGCGAACCUACGUUCAUUGUUUAUGCUUGUAAAAUAUUUCUACAAAGGCAACGCCUGUGUGUAUCAUCUUUUCUGUUGUUGUUGUUGUUGUUGUGUGUUUUCCACCCGAGAUCGGACACUUAGAGCCACUUGUGCGGACACUUAGAGCCAGUUGUGUGGUUGUUUGAACAAUGUGCUAAUGCUAGCAAACGCAUGCUAACCAUUUGUGUCAUUGCUGUAAUAGCACCUAAUUAUCAUUUAUUUAUCGAGGACGAAAUUGAUUCAGCAAAUUAUACGUACGUCCAGCAUCGUCAUUUGGGAGUUUAGCUCGCUGUAUAGCCAGGACCGAGUCGUAGCGUCCUGGUCAGGACAGUAUAUUCACAUUUCGUUGUUCAUGCACUGUACACUGUACACUUAUUCAGCAUGUUGUUCUCUAUUGUAUUUUUAUAUUAAAUUGCUUUUCAAAAUUACAUAUCUGUUCUAUGUGUUGGAUUUUAUCAAGUAAAUUUCCCCCAAAAAUGUGACUUAUACUCCCGUGCGACUUAUAUGUUUUGUUUUUUGUUUUUUCUCUCUUCGUGGGGCAUUUUAUGAGUGAUGCGACUUAUACUCAGGUGCGACUUGUAGUCUGAAAAAUACGGUAAUAAACAGAAAAACAAGCUUCUGCUGUGAAUAGGAAUGACUUUAUCACUAGUAGACGUCCAAUCCAUUUGAACUGGGAGGGUGGCAGCCAUCCCUCCCACUUUAAACGGAUUGAACGUCUAUUGCCAUCAGUGGCAGCCGAUGGCAGGCAAUGAGGUAAUUUUGGGCCAUUUAAGAUCAUUUACCUGUUGAUUUUCAGUUACUUCCUGUUGAUUUUGGGUUAUUUUAUGGGUCACUUCCUUUUUAUUUUGCGUUACAGAAUAGGAAAUGACCUGGAAAUCACACAAAUGAAUAGGCAGUGACUCAAACUCAACAGGAAAUGACCCCUAAAUGCCCUGAAAAUCGGACAGAAUGACUGUGAAUGCUCUGGUUUCGAAUGAACGAACAUUCACAGUCUAAAUGGAUUUGACAUCGAGCACAGUCAGUGCAGCCUAAGAGUUAACUGAGACACUAUUAUGGUGGAAGAUUUUUUUAUUUAUUUUUUUUUUUUAAUGCUAUCUCGAUUCUUGGCAGGCGCAUAUCGAUAACCUUUUGGGAUACAAAGUAUCACAAUAUAUCACCAUUUCAAUAUUUUGUCACACCCCUACUCGACAUACAAAGUUAAUUCGUUCCAGGACCUUGUUUGUAAGUCAAAAUGGUGGUAUGUUGAGCAGGGGUUUCCCAUAAGAAUACAUUAUAAUUCCAUUAAUUCAUUCCACAGCCCGAAAACCUCCACUAAAUCCUUAAUAAAUACUGCUGGUACUAUUGCAAAUAGCAAUUAAACAGAGCAAAGCAAAUAAAUUAUGAAUACAAAUUGAAAUAAUACUAUAAUAAUAGUAAUAAUACCUAUAAUAAUGUAAUGUAUGUGUAAUGUAAGUCGUCAGAUGUAGAAACAUUUGGCGAGUCAAAUUUUACAUCGGAUGUCGAAAAGACUGUGUGUCGAAGCAAUCUCAUCGAGGUACCGUUGUAAACCACUGUACCUAUAAUGCAUCAUAACCUAACCUAGUAAAAGGGACAAAAAAUACACGUGGAGUAAAGUAAAAGUAACUUCCUCAGGUAUUUGUUGUGGAAGAAAGUUUGUUAAAAUAUAUAUAUAUAUAUAUAUAUAUAUAUAUAUAUAUACUGAGGCAUUUUUAAAGAUGAGAUUUAAAAAUUAUAUGUGAAUAUCCUUGUAGCCAUACAGUAUGUAUUUAAAUAUGUAUAUUAAAUGUCACAUUAUGUGUCUCAUCAGCCUCUGUGAUGGAGGUAGACAUUCU
Messenger RNA from Corythoichthys intestinalis (scribbled pipefish), 13049 nucleotides. RefSeq names its product leucine rich repeat transmembrane neuronal 1 (gene lrrtm1). The coding region runs from base 1092 to 2669 and encodes 525 amino acids. Gene Ontology annotation, molecular function: protein binding. The transcript has a single exon. Gene Ontology annotation, cellular component: extracellular matrix. NCBI's taxonomy places the organism in Eukaryota, Metazoa, Chordata, Actinopteri, Syngnathiformes, Syngnathidae. The record is from RefSeq and is a predicted model, not a curated record.